This is a messenger RNA of Alosa sapidissima (American shad), 1602 nucleotides long. RefSeq names its product procathepsin L-like. NCBI's taxonomy places the organism in Eukaryota, Metazoa, Chordata, Actinopteri, Clupeiformes, Clupeidae. Gene Ontology annotation, molecular function: cysteine-type endopeptidase activity. The record is from RefSeq and is a predicted model, not a curated record. Gene Ontology annotation, biological process: immune response. The transcript is spliced from 8 exons. Gene Ontology annotation, cellular component: lysosome. Bases 214 to 1236 code for a protein of 340 amino acids.
UGCAGGGCAAUCCCUUAACUCGUGACUGAGCCCACACGGUUCAUGUCCGAUUAGUGUAGUCACAUGGUAGUCUUUUUGUGUAGCCUACUUCAGAAGAGUAGCUGUUGGUGAUCAUCCAUGUUUUCCUCUGUGUUUUGUUCUAUAUUUUUUCCUUCCGCCGUCUGAGAGUCUGUCUCGUGAACUAUUUAUUGACUUAUAUGUUGCGCGGUCACUAUGAUGUAUCUCCUGCUUCUGACACUGUGUGCCAGUGGUGUGUUGGCCGACCCCGAGUCAAACGCUCAACUCGACGCUCAACUAGACGAGCAGUGGCGCCUGUGGAAGAACUGGCACAGCAAAGAUUACCACCCGAAAGAGGAAGGCUGGAGAAGGAUCGUGUGGGAGAAGAACUUGAAGAAGAUUGAGUUGCACAACCUGGAGCACUCUAUGGGCAAGCACAGCUACCGUCUGGGCAUGAACCAUUUUGGUGACAUGACACACGAGGAGUUCAGACAAGUGAUGAAUGGCUAUAAGCGCAGGUCCGAUGGGACAGUCAGAGGAUCACUGUUCAUGGAGCCCAAUUUCCUUCUGGUGCCUAAGGAGGUGGACUGGAGAGAGAAGGGCUAUGUGACUCCAGUCAAAGACCAGGGCGAGUGCGGGUCCUGCUGGGCGUUCAGCACUACGGGGGCGCUGGAGGGGCAGCAGUUCAGGAAGACGGGCCGGCUGGUGUCCCUGAGCGAGCAGCAGCUGGUGGACUGCUCCCGGCCCGAGGGGAACCAGGGCUGCCACGGAGGCCUGAUGGACCAGGCCUUCCAGUACAUCAAGGACAACCGCGGCCUGGACUCUGAGGCGUCCUACCCCUACCUAGGCACCGAUGACCAGCCCUGCCACUAUGACCCAGACUACAACUCUGCCAACGACACGGGCUUCGUGGACAUAGCGAGCGGUAGGGAGCACGGCCUGAUGAAGGCAGUGGCCGCAGUGGGACCCGUGUCCGUGGCUAUCGACGCCAGCCACGAGUCCUUCCAGUUCUACCAGUCCGGGAUCUACUAUGAGAAGGCCUGCAGCAGUGAGGAGCUGGACCAUGGCAUGCUGGUGGUGGGCUACGGCUACGAUGACGACGAGGAUGCCAACACGAAGUACUGGAUCGUCAAGAACAGCUGGGGUGUGAAGUGGGGCAUGAAAGGGUACAUCCACAUGGCCAAGGACCGGCACAACCACUGCGGCAUCGCCACCGCAGCCAGCUACCCUAUGGUGUGACAUCGCCAGGCAGAUCCGCCAUCGCUGGUUUGGGUCCAAUCUAACCAAGGGACCAAGAGGAGAACCGCCUGAACAGUGGCAUGGCGUUCGGCACAGUGGCAUGGCGUUCGGAGGGUUCCAGUUGUUUAAUUAUUAAAACACUUUUACAAGGAAUUAACUAUUUCUGUAUAAAACCUGCUUUUUACUUGUGUACUUUUCUGCAUGCUUUAUAGUUAUAUAUUUAAACUAAAGUGCGGCUUAUAAUAAUCAAGCAUGUUGACUUGAUGUAUGAGUAUGUUAGUAUUCUGUUGUAGCUUAGUGUGUCUGUUGUACAAACGUCUUUUAGCUAUUUGUGUUUUUCUGUCCAUUAAAAAGUUUUAAAAGGUG